AUGGCCCGACUCAAAGAGCGAUGGGGAUCUUUUGAGACGAAUCAUGCGAAGAUGCGCACAAUCAUUGAGACGGUGAAGCCCUAUGUUCCACCAAUAAACUUCAUCACGCUACACUAUGCAUACUUCAUCAGCAUGACGCUCCUUGGUAGCCUUAUUUUCUGGGGCGCGUCUCACCCUGCAAGAAGCAUAGGAUGGUGGGACAGCAUGUUCAUGGUGAUGAGUGCCAUGACCGCGACAGGCCUCAACACCGUGAACGUCAGCCAAUUAACUGUAUUCCAACAAGUCGAGCUGGUAGUUUUGAUGAUGAUGGGGAGUCAGGUCCUGGUGUCGUACUUUACAGUCGCGUUCAGGAAGCACAUGUUUGAGAAAAGAUUCGAGGAUGUUGUCAAGAUGGAGAAAGAGAAGCGACAGGCACGAAAGGGUGACAUUGGUGCGGUAGUCGGGAUGACGGGCGCGAUGUUUGGGAUGCCAGUCAUGGGGUCAUUUGGGAAGGGCAGGAAGGGUAUGCCACCAAGGAAUAAGGCAAUGGUUACGGCGAUGACCAUUCCUGAGGCCGAGGAAACGGAAAUGCCACCCGGCACGCCAGUGGGCCAGACGCAGACUCGGCCGUCACUCAGUGAAAGAGAACGGAGUGCGCCACAGCAUGUUGGGUUUCUUGAUCCCAUACGAGAGCGUGAGCCUCACAAAAGGCCAAUGUCAGCAACGACAGGACAUUCAAUCUACAACGUGCAGAGCCACCAGACCAUGUCGGAACGCCGCCGCUCACUUGGGGAAAAGUCUACGCUAAACGAUGGCUUCAACGUGCAGUCAUUCGUCAAGGAGCAAAAGCGCAGCAUUGGCCGCAACGGGCAAUUCUUCAACCUGUCAUCAGAUCAAAGAGAGUACCUGGGUGGCGUGGAAUACCGCGCGCUAAAGUUCCUCUUCAUAUUCGUUCCCGCGUACUUCAUUCUCUGGCAGCUGUUCGGCGCGAUAGCACUUGGGGCGUACAUGUCCGUCUACGAAAAGGAAGCCUGCGCCGUCAACGCUCAGAACCCGUGGUGGGCUGGCAUCUUCCUGGCUAUUUCAGCGUACAGCAAUGCUGGCUUCACCCUUUUGGACGCGGGCUUCAUACCGUUCCAGUCUUCGUACUACAUCCUGUGCGUUGUAACGCUCUUGUCGCUCGCUGGACCUGCUGCCUUUCCGGUCUUUGUGCGCUUCCUCGUUUGGAGCAUGUCCACACUUCUUGACCUGUUCUCCAAAGACAAGGAGUAUGGCAUAUGGAAGGAAGGCUUCGACUUCAUUCUCAAAUUCCCACGACGCGUAUACACCAGCAUGUUUCCCGCUCGAGAUACCUGGCUUUUCAUCGCAACUUUUGGUUCAUUCGUGGCGGUCGACUGGGUCCUGAUUCUCGUUCUCGGCAUUGGGAACCCGACCAUGGAAGCCAUACCGCUCGGUCGCCGUAUUUUCAUCUCCCUCUUCGAAGGCUUUUCAAUCCCGUCGGGAGGAUAUGCCAUCGUCUCGCCCUCGGCAAUGUACUUCGACGUGCAGGUGCUGUGGCUGGUUAUAUUUUACACCGCUGCGUACCCACACAUCAUCACUAUGCGCAAGACCAAUGUUUACGAGGAGCGCUCACUGGGAAUUUACGAAGGCGACGAGGCGGAACCAGAACAGCUUCACUCCGCGUCCAGCUCGCUCUUCGACGUCGACGCCGCAAUGCCCUCUCUACCGUCCUCUGUCCCACAGCCAGAAAAGUCAUCACUCGCGCCCAUCAAAUCCCUCGGCAAAGUCGGCGUCCGCGGUACCGCCUUCGUUGGUCGCCAGCUCCAGCGGCGCAUGACGGCCUUCAACGGUGUUGGUGUCGCCCACGCGCCAGCCACAACCACACCUGCUCCCUUGAAGCGAUCAGUCACCAUGGACUUCAAUCGCGCGACAUCCGUUCACUCACUCACGCAACACCCACCGACAAAUCCGCCCUCUCUCAUCAGCCAGCAGGUCCGCGGCCAGCUUUCCCACGAUGUCUGGUGGAUCGCAUUCGCCCUCUUCCUCAUCACGCUGAUCGAAACACACCACUCCAUCGGAGAUCCGCGCACCUACAGCGUCUUCACCAUCCUGUUCGAGAUUGUGAGUGGAUACACGACGAUCGGGAUCAGCAUUGGGCUGCCGGAUCAAGCGUACAGUUUCAGCGGUGGCAUGUUCACUGGCAGUAAGAUUGUCAUGAUUCUGGUAAUGCUACGAGGUCGGCAUCGUGGACUGCCUGUUGCGCUCGAUCGCGCAGUGCGACUGCCGGGGAAGAAACUCGGAGAGAUCGAAGAAGAAGAUGCUGAGAUUCGAAGUAUGUUUUCGCAGUAG
Molecule: messenger RNA, 2328 nt
Organism: Parastagonospora nodorum SN15
Lineage: Eukaryota; Fungi; Ascomycota; Dothideomycetes; Pleosporales; Phaeosphaeriaceae
Exons: 1
Coding region: 1-2328 (775 amino acids)
Biological process (GO): potassium ion import across plasma membrane; intracellular potassium ion homeostasis
Cellular component (GO): plasma membrane
Molecular function (GO): high-affinity potassium ion transmembrane transporter activity
Source: RefSeq, a predicted model, not a curated record